Laetiporus sulphureus 93-53 is the source of this 931-nucleotide messenger RNA. RefSeq lists its product as uncharacterized. Bases 160 to 684 code for a protein of 174 amino acids. The record is from RefSeq and is a predicted model, not a curated record. NCBI's taxonomy places the organism in Eukaryota, Fungi, Basidiomycota, Agaricomycetes, Polyporales, Laetiporaceae. The transcript has 4 exons.
GCCACCGACGUUCGAAAAUUUGACGUCCCUGACCUGAUCUCACAUUCCGACUUUGGAGAGCGUCUCACUUGCGUGCACGCUCUUUCCUGUGUUCUACCAACUGUCUUGAUCCUCUCCAACCUUAAUUUAAAGCGUAAACGCACAUUCAGUGCAAUCAUUAUGUCUCAGAAACUCGCCGACGCCGCUGUGGAAGGCGCAGAAGAGGAGCAAGAGGAGAGUGAUGAAUAUGAUGACUUCGAAGAGGUAUGCUUUCUGUCAGACUUUUUUGUUUCAAAAAUUAGAUCGUCUCCUUGCUACAAGGAGGUCGAGUACAUCGAGGAAGAAGACCAUGAGGAAUAUGAUGAAGAAGCCGGUCCCAGCGGACAGGGAUCUACCUUAACGGCGUUGUUGCUCGGCGAGGGUGAUGAGGCAGACGGAGAAGAAGACGAGGAGGAAGACGAGGAAGACGACGAGGAAUAUCAGGAGGGUGAAGAUGAGGAGGAAGCUGAGCCUACGUCCCCCGCAAUUAGCUUCGCAGGAACAAAGCGCAGUCGAGACGAAGACGAAGAGAAGCCGAGCUCGAAUACAUCUGGCGAGGAGCUCCAAGACGACUAUGGAGAGGUGGAUGAAAACAAUGAGAUUGUCACGAAGAGGGCCAGAACUUCGCAGGAGGAAGAAGAGCCUGAGGAAGAGGAAGAGGCUUGAGCUUGUCAUGAUUCACAAGUGUUUGUUAUUUUUAACUAAUUGUUCUUCCUCUCGUUGUAUGGACCGAUGAACAGUACUCGUGCAAUGUAUUAUCCGGUGGUCACUAGUGCAACAUACAUUCCGAUCCAAUCAUUGCAAAUCCUGCGACCCUGCAACAUGCUUCACAAGUCAAUUGCGGAAAACCUUGGCAAGAUACCGUUCGAGACCACUCGCAUCUCGGACGAAUGCACCGACCAUCCAAUCCUGG